This is a messenger RNA of Osmerus eperlanus (European smelt), 2278 nucleotides long. It is a transcript of the gene gjc1, whose product is annotated as gap junction protein gamma 1. The transcript has 2 exons. Gene Ontology annotation, molecular function: gap junction channel activity. Lineage: Eukaryota; Metazoa; Chordata; Actinopteri; Osmeriformes; Osmeridae. Bases 726 to 2201 code for a protein of 491 amino acids. The record is from RefSeq and is a predicted model, not a curated record. Gene Ontology annotation, cellular component: connexin complex. Gene Ontology annotation, biological process: cell-cell signaling.
CUGUCUCCGGUGUGGGUCUGUAAUAUACGCUGCCUUAUCUUUAAACGGAACGUGUCGUAGUCUACCCAACGACCAUGCCACAUGGUGAAAGUGUUGACCAACCGGAAUAUAUGAGCAUCAUUGAAUUGAGGUGGUUAAGACCAGGAUUUAUAUAGAAGAAACUCUCCAGUCUCAGCAUCAAGGUCCACGAAGAGGUUUCGGAAGACGUUGCAUAGCAUUUACCAGAACAAAUAAUUGUGUCAGUCCACCUCAUCGAAAGGUAGCUUCAAGAAAAACAACAUCCCUAGAAAUUGUGUCCGGGAAGCCUAUGGUAGCCGACUGAGAGGUAAUUGUUUCACUCGACAAUUAAUGCGAAAAUGACAAGACUGCUGUUAAGCCUUCUAGCGUUACGGAAUGCGCUCGUAGAAAUGUUGGCACCCCUUUUACGCGGUAGACAACAUAGACAUCCUUAAGAAAAUAUUCACCAGGAAAAUGGACUAAUAAUGCUGAAGUCUUCAGUGAUGAUAUGAGAUAGAUACAGAAAUACUCAUCAGGCUCUCUUGAGAACUGGAGCAACAAUAUAUUCAAAGACAAUAGCCUACAAGUUUGGACUUUGUCUGAAGCCCAGAACCGACUGCCAAUUUCACGGAUCGCCUAUCUAUACUAAAGCAUCUUCACAGACUCGCAUUGCGAGUCUGUGAGCAGGCGAGCGAGGGACCCUGUCUGCCCCGCUGUCCAGCGACACCAUGAGCUGGAGCUUCCUCACGCGGCUGCUGGAGGAGAUCCACAACCACUCCACCUUCGUGGGGAAGCUGUGGCUCACCGUGCUCAUCGUCUUCCGCAUCGUCCUCACCGCCGUCGGGGGAGAGUCCAUCUACUACGACGAGCAGAGCAAGUUCGUCUGCAACUCGGGCCAGCCGGGCUGCGAGAACGUGUGCUACGACGCCUUCGCCCCGCUGUCCCACGUCCGCUUCUGGGUGUUCCAGAUCAUCCUGGUGGCCAUGCCCUCCCUCAUGUACAUGGGCUACGCCGUCAACAAGAUCGCUCGCCUGGAGGAGGCCAAGGGAGGCGUCCCCAGCGCCCCCGCGGUCAGAGCGUCCGGAGGUGGCGGGUACACGCACAGGAGGCCCCGGAAGAUUUGCUUCGGGGCUCGGCAGCACCGAGGCAUCGAGGAGGACCAGGAGGACCAGGAGGAUGACCCCAUGAUCUACGAGGUCCCCGAGAUCGAGCCCCCCAAACGCCCCCGCGACCCGCUCGUCCCCACGCCCAAGCCCAAAGUCCGCCACGACGGACGCCAGCGUAUCCGCGACGAGGGCCUGAUGCGGAUCUACGUGCUGCAGCUGGUGACGCGCACGGCCCUGGAGGCGGGCUUCCUGGCCGGGCAGUACCUGCUGUACGGGUUCCGCGUGGCGCCCGUCUACGUGUGCUCGGGGAUGCCCUGCCCGCACAGCGUGGACUGCUUCGUGUCGCGGCCCACGGAGAAGACCAUCUUCCUGCGCAUCAUGUACGGCGUCACCGUGCUCUGCCUCGGGCUCAACGUGUGGGAGAUGCUCCACCUGGGGAUCGGCUCCAUCUGCGACAUCCUCCGCCGUCGCCGCUGCCCGCCCCCCGAGGACGAGUAUCAACUGGGGCUGCUGGGAGCCAACGGGGGCGUGGAGGGGCCCGGGGGCGUGCCCGGGCCCGAGGUGGGCGCUGGGGAAGGCUUGGUGGGGGACGGGGGUGCCGAUUACGUGGGCUACCCGUUCUCGUGGAACACCCCAUCCGCCCCGCCAGGCUAUAACAUCGUGGUGAAGCCGGAACAGAUCCCCUAUACGGACCUCAGCAACGCUAAGAUGGCCUGCAAGCAGAACCGAGCCAACAUCGCCCAGGAGGAGCAGCAGCAGUUUGGAAGCAACGAGGACAAUUUCCCCACGGGCGGCGAGGCUCGCGUGGCCCUCAACAAAGACAUGAUCCAGCAGGCCCACGAGCAGCUGGAGGCUGCCAUCCAGGCCUACAGUCAACAGCACCGGGCCGAGGUUCAGCUGGACGACAAUCAGGACGACAAGCCCCAGAGCAACAUCAUCCAGGCCCAGCCCCAGCCCCAGUCUCAGCCUCAACCGCAGCCUCACAAGGAGCGUAAGCACCGCUUCAAGCACGGGAAGGGAGGGGGCAGCGGUGGAGGCAGCAGUAGCAACAGCAGCAGCAGCAAGUCAGGGGAGGGCAAGCCCUCUGUGUGGAUAUGAACCCUCGUGCUUAUUAAUACACACACACUCCUGGCCUCGCCUCAAGGCCCCAUGUCCAUGUGGUUAGGAUGGGUGUU